Molecule: messenger RNA, 1529 nt
Organism: Neltuma alba
Lineage: Eukaryota; Viridiplantae; Streptophyta; Magnoliopsida; Fabales; Fabaceae
Product: probable sugar phosphate/phosphate translocator At5g25400
Exons: 1
Coding region: 106-1155 (349 amino acids)
Source: RefSeq, a predicted model, not a curated record
AUCCUUCUCUCUUUCUCUGUGCAGGCUCAGCACUCUGACUUGCCCUCACAGACACACAGCCGCACAGAGACCCGCUUCACCUUCGCCCUUUCUCCUCCUCCGACAAUGGGAAAAGGCGGAUCUCUCAGUGAUGGCGUCCUCAAGAAGAUCGUCCUCUCCUACGCCUACGUCGCCAUAUGGAUCUUCCUCAGCUUCACCGUCAUCGUCUACAACAAGUACAUUCUCGACCGCAAGAUGUACAAUUGGCCUUUUCCCAUUUCCCUCACCAUGAUUCACAUGUCCUUCUGUGCCUCCCUCGCCUUCCUCCUCGUCCGGGUCUUCAAGGUCGUCGAGCCCGUCUCUAUGUCCCGCGAGCUCUACAUCUCCUCCGUCGUCCCCAUCGGCGCCCUCUAUUCCCUCUCCCUCUGGCUAUCUAAUUCCGCCUACAUUUACCUCUCCGUCUCCUUCAUCCAAAUGCUCAAGGCCCUCAUGCCGGUCGCCGUCUAUUCCAUCGGCGUUCUCUUCAAGAAGGAAAACUUCAAGUCCGAUAUCAUGGCCAACAUGAUCUCGAUCUCCCUCGGAGUCGCCAUCGCUGCUUACGGCGAGGCCAAAUUUGAUACCUGGGGAGUCAUCCUUCAGCUCGGUGCCGUCGCUUUCGAGGCCACCAGGUUGGUCAUGAUCCAAAUCUUACUUACCUCUAAGGGGAUCUCCUUGAAUCCCAUCACUUCCCUGUAUUACGUUGCUCCUUGUUGUUUCGUCUUCUUGUCCUUGCCAUGGAUCUUUGUGGAGUACCCGGUGUUGAAGGAGACUUCUAGCUUCCAUUUCGAUUUUGCGAUCUUUGGGACCAAUUCUUUGUGUGCUUUCGCCUUGAACCUCGCCGUUUUCCUCCUUGUCGGAAAAACAUCUGCUUUGACCAUGAAUGUGGCCGGUGUGGUGAAGGAUUGGUUGUUGAUCGCUUUUUCUUGGUCGGUCAUCAAGGAUACUGUGACCCCCAUCAACUUGUUCGGCUAUGGACUGGCUUUUUUGGGAGUGGCAUACUACAACCAUUCGAAAUUGCAGGCUCUGAAGGCGAAGGAAGCUCAGAAGAAGGCUGCCCAGGCUGAUGAGGAGGCAGGCAGGUUGUUGGAGGACCGGGAAGGAGAUGGGACGGGAAAGAAGAACGAGCAGCAGAAUUAAAUUAGUUCGAUACCUCAUUUGGAAAAAAUGAAAAUGCAGAAGAAAGAAAAUGACACGAGGAAGAUUAUUGCUGAAUUUGUUUUUAAAGCAAAGGAAACUACGUGCUCUGUUCUUUUGGUAUCUUUUUGGACAGAUUUCCGAUUUGGUAUGUUGUUUAUUAAAAUCUUAUUGUUAUUAUUGGUGACCGUGGCUAGUUCGUUGUUGUAUCACAGAUUUGAGAUUAGUUUAUGUUUCCCAUAAAGACAAGCCAAUGUUGGUGGAGUCUCAAUUCCUUCUAUUUUUGGUCUCUUGCCCCUUGGGUCGAAUUAAUGUUCUUGUAGUAACAUUUUAUAUGGGAUUUAAAUGCUUCUGUAUUCAUAAUUUAUUUCCAUUGA